Erpetoichthys calabaricus (reedfish) is the source of this 2883-nucleotide messenger RNA. RefSeq names its product NDC1 transmembrane nucleoporin (gene ndc1). The transcript has 18 exons. Bases 178 to 2214 code for a protein of 678 amino acids. Lineage: Eukaryota; Metazoa; Chordata; Cladistia; Polypteriformes; Polypteridae. Gene Ontology annotation, biological process: nuclear pore organization. The record is from RefSeq and is a predicted model, not a curated record. Gene Ontology annotation, cellular component: nuclear pore transmembrane ring. Gene Ontology annotation, molecular function: protein-macromolecule adaptor activity.
CAGAUUUUCAGGCAUCUCAACGGACACCCUCAUUGUCGGGUCCUGUUGGGGUCCUUGAAGUCGAAUAGGCGCGUUCGACUGAAAACCAUUCCCAAGUAAAAGUUAUCUAUUAGUACGGUGUGGUCGGAUCAUAUGUGUGUGUAGUUUGAUAUUGGGAUUUUCUUAAAGUGUGACAUAAUGCUAUUGUUAGGGCAAGAUCAUUGGUUUAUUAAAAAGGUCAUAUGUUGGAGAGCAGCAGCAAGUGUUGCCUGGUCUGUGCUUCUUUUACCAGCCUUUACAGCUGCUUUUGUCCUUUUAAGUAGGUUCAGUUUUUUUCAUCCAAUACAGUGGAUCUUGGGCUCAUUCAGCUUUAUUUAUGGUUCCUAUGUUAUAUUUUCCAUUGUCUUCCUUUGUUUGGUUGUGCUGAGUAUUGGGUUCUUCAGUUUACAGUUUUAUACAGUGGUGCCUUCAAUACCUUGUACUCGGAUUGCAUUAUUAGGAAAAGUUCUCCAUCCUCGCCAAUUGUUUCACUCCUUUUCCCACUGUGUAAUGGGAAUAUUUGUAUUCUGGUGUGCAGCAGUAAUGAUUGGGGGAAGAUACCAGGCACUUAUAAUCCCCUGCAGUGCUGAAAAUAGCUUUGAAAGUAUUCACAUGUGCCUUAAUGAAUAUCACCUGUUUUUUCUGCUGGCUGGAGGCUUUCUAGGAUUUAUCUACAGCCUUCUCUAUGUUGUUAACAACAUGAAUUAUGUAUCUUUUCCAUGUAUACAGCAAUACAAGUAUCUCCGUGUCAAGGGAGCCUUUCCUUUGGUCAUUAAGCAUAGCGCAAUUCAAGCAUUGUAUUCUGUUCGCAAUUUCAUCAUUGUGUACUAUUUCUUAGGCUAUAUUCCAAGAGCUUGGUUUUGUACAGCAAUGAACCUUAAGAGAGACAGUUCUGCUCUCUCAUUGGACAGUUUGGCAGGACUUCUUGACUUUUCACUUAUUUACCAUUUGUGGUUAAGUGGCACUUUUCUUUUGAUGAUCUGGUACACAACAUGGCUGCUGUUCAAAAUAUACAUUACUGAGGUAGUUUGUUUUCCAGUGCAAACUGCAUUUUCAGAAAAGGUUAAUGAGUGUCUCCCCAAAGUGUUGAACAGCAAGCAGCCACCUGUUUUAAAGUAUUUAGCUUUGCAGGACUUUGCUUUGUUGUCACAACAUGCUGCCUCUAGGAGACAUGAGGUCUUCAGUCUAAGUCAGCCUGGUGGUCAUCCACACAACUGGUCUACUCUCUCUGGAGAAUGUUUAUCUCUCUUGAAUGAUCUUACCCACAAAUUGAUUGCUUACCAGGAGGCAAUUGCAUCCAAUGGACGGGUGAAACAGCAGCCUGUUGACGGUGACAACCGAUCAUCCCUGUCUGGGAGCUCAGUUACAGGUCCAUCUUCAGUAGAAGAUUCUCCACCUUGGCAAGAACAAAGCACAACUUCUAGUCAUACAACCAAAGCGUCCACUUCUGUUUUUAAACCAUCUUUGUCCUCCCUAAAAUCUCCUUUAACUGCCCCCUUCUCUCCUGACAUAAAUAGUCCCUUUGGAUCACCUGCACUGAAACGUCUAACUGCCUCUAUAGAUCCAGGUUCCCCAUGGUAUGGUUCUGUGCAGAGUCCACAUUUGAUAAGGCGAGGACCAAAGCUUUGGACCUCAUCUACAGACUCUCCACUUAAUGGUAGAUCACAGAGAGAAAUUCCUAUUUUGCCUUGCACAUCUCCUGGUCCUCAAAAACCAAACUUUCUUACAGUGUGGCUUCAAAAUGGAUUUGACCAGGUCAAACAUUUCUUGGCCAAACGGGUGCUGGUCAUGUAUCUCUUUAAUAAGCUACCUGAAGCUUCCAGUCAGGCACUUUUUGCAGACAGCCAAGCUCAUAUUUGGGCACUAGAAGGGUUGUCUCAUUUGGUAGCAGCUUCCUAUUCUGAAGACAAGUUUGGAGUUGUGCAGACCACACUUCCUGACAUCCUCAGUUCUAUGUUGAAUUUACAAAAGGCAGUGGAUAAACAUUUUAAGCUACCUCAUGCCUCCAGCAAGCCAGUGAGAACAUCAGGAAGUCUUGUUGAUGCAUCUUAUAAAACUCUCAGAUUUGCUUUGAGAGCUGCUUUGAAAACUGCCAUCUACAGAAUAACCAGCACCUUCGGUGAUCAUUUAACUGCAGUUCAGAUGUCAGAAGAACACCGAAAAAGGCUACAGCUGUUUUUGGAUUACAAGGAAUGAAAACUUAUCCUUUUUUAGAAAAAUAAUACAACUAGGAGCUGCCACAUACUUCUGAUGAAUGUCUUUUCUUUGGUAUUACUUUUUAAAUCACAACACCAGUGUUGUUUGAUUUAGCACUUCCAAAAAAGCUGAGUUUUUAAAUGUUGAAUGAAUUAAAGUAUUAGUGUUUAUAAUUUUAAUAUAAUAUGGGUAAAUUGUGCAGUAGCUGAUAUUCUAGACCUGGUUAGGGAUGAUAUGUUUAGCAAGAGGUUCAUCUCUAUAAUAAAAGCAUUUGGGGAAAUUUCUGAGGCAGCAUACUGGUUAUUUAAUAAAUGUUACAGCACACCUACUAAGCAGGUGUAGCCUGUUGAAUUGAAAAUAGCAACAAUAAAUUUUCAGAGGCAGAAGAUAAUUGUAUAUAGUUUAGUAAUCUGAGGCCUCUUACUGUUCGGUUCAGAUAGUCCCAUUGCAUUUUAAGAAUUUUUCUACAUUUGUACUCUUCAGUGGUACAGUAACAAGUUUGUGUGAAUUAUGUAUACUGUAAUUAAAUGGAUACCAACAUAUUUUACAAAUGUAGCAAAUUCUAAACUGCAGGAUUUGUGAAAACAGCUCUGUUAUGUAUUAAGUGUGUUCUAUAAUUGCUAUUUUUUCAAUUGUAUAAUAAAUAUACAGUAUAUGACGAAUUUUUAA